AUUGAAGCAAACCAAUAUGCAAAGAAAUUAGUUGGAAAUUGGCUACCAGAUGAUUACUCCACCACUGUUGAUGAAGAUAUAUUAAAUAUUUCAUUCAAACCGGAUAUUUUUCAAAAACAAUCUUUCUAUUUUUUACAGAAACAUGAAUCUGUCUUUGUCUCAGCUCAUACAAGCUCUGGAAAAACACUAGUAGCCGAAUAUGCAAUACACUUGGCCCUGAAGCGAGGCAAUCGUGUAAUUUACACUUCCCCAAUAAAGGCUCUUUCAAAUCAAAAAUUCUUUGACUUUAAAAGUAGAUUUGAAAAUGUAGGGUUAAUAACUGGAGAUGUCCAAGUAAACCCUGAAGCAAACUGUCUAAUUAUGACCACUGAAAUUCUAAGGAAUAUGGUUUAUAGGAACUCAGACCUAUUAAGAACUACAGAAUUCGUCAUUUUUGAUGAAGUUCAUUAUAUUAAUGAUUGUGAUCGUGGAGUAGUUUGGGAGGAAUCGAUAAUUAUGCUACCAAAGCAUAUUUGUCUUGUGAUGUUGAGUGCCACAAUUCCAAAUUCUAUGGAAUUCAGCGAAUGGGUUGGGCGCACUAAAGAAAGAUGUAUAUAUGUUAUUUCUACGGAAAAACGGGCAGUUCCAUUAGAAUUUGUAAUUUACAGUGAUUUUGAAGCAUAUUCCAUUGCAGGAACCAAAUUAGAGGCAGAACCAACUAAUUUUAAAAAUUGUCUGCUUCCAUAUUCAAAAAAGAUCAAACCAGGAGGGCGAUUUAGGAUUAAUGACCUGGGCCAUUUUGUAACCAAUCGUAGGUUGAUACCAGCAAUAUUUUUUUCAUUUUCGAAAAAACUGUGUGAAGAGUAUGGAAGGAGCUUGGAAACUUUAGAUUUGACCAACCCCAUGGAGAAAAAGAAGAUCGAUCAAUUUUUGGUUAAGGCUAUGUGCAAUUUAACUGAUGCUGACAGAUACCUCCCACAGGUAUGCAGAAUGUCAGAACAAGUGAGAAAAGGAAUUGCAGUACAUCAUGGUUCGUUGUUGCCUUUUGUCAAGGAAUGUAUAGAAAUUCUUUUCUCACAAAAUUUAGUUAAAAUUCUUAUUGCUACUGAAACAUUUGCAAUGGGUGUUAAUAUGCCUGCUAAAUGCUGUGUAUUUUUAUCUUUAACAAAAAUUGAUAAUUCCCAUUAUCGAUAUUUGGAAACUGGGGAAUUCAUUCAAAUGAGUGGGAGGGCGGGAAGAAGAGGUAUGGAUAAAGUCGGAACAGUUAUUAUCGCAGAUCAGCGCAAUCCUCCUCUGACCACCAUCAAGAAAGUGAUAGAUGGACAUCCACUUAAUUUGAGCUCUCAAUUUAAGUUAAGUUUUUCGCUGAUCCUGAUGGCUCUUCGAGGAAAUAUUACUGUAGAGGAUCUUAUGAGAAGUAGUUUCAAAGAACAUGAGGUACAAAAAGGGUUUUCAACAGAUAUGAUCAGGUUGAGUAGCCUAGAGACUUCUCAAAAACUCCAGUGCUCCAACUGUGAGGAUGAGAUUCGGGGAAUUCAAGGCGAUUACCGUUCAAUUGUUGAGUACACCAUUAAUAAUGAGAUCAGUUUUAUUAAAAACAAAUAUUCAGAAAAAAGUUUGGUUCAGAUGGAAGAAUACACAGCUAGAACUAAGUUUCUGGUCGAGAAAGGAUUUGUUGUAGAUGGAACAGUUACGAUUAAAGGACGGGUGGCAGCAGAAAUUAGAACGGUUAAUGAUGUUUUCGUAACAGAAUUGGUAUUUGGAAAUUUUUUUGAAGAUUUAACUUUUCCAGAAACUCUUGCUUUGAUGAGCUCCAUGAUAUAUGAAGAGGAUACUGAUGGCCAAGACUUAAAUGAAGAGUUUAUUUCAAGAUUUGAUGAAAUCAAACAAGCAUAUACAGAGCUUCAAACUGACAUCGACAAAUUAAGCAUACCAUGCUUCCAAUCAUUAAAUUUUGGAAUGGCCCAAGCUGUUUAUGAUUGGGCAAAUGGGAUUGGUCUUGGUCCAAUAGUUGCAAAGCAUUCGAUUCAGGAAGGAUCAUUUGUCAGAUUGAUCUUGAGACUUGAUGAGUGUUGUAGAGAAAUGGUAAAUGUGGCCAUUCUUAUAGGAAAUGCAGAUCUUGAAAGGAAAUUUAGUGAAAGUAGUUCGAUGAUCAAAAGAGAUAUUGUUUUCAUGCCAAUCCCAACUCUU
This is a messenger RNA of Medioppia subpectinata, 2169 nucleotides long. The record is from the annotation of a GenBank genome assembly. Lineage: Eukaryota; Metazoa; Arthropoda; Arachnida; Sarcoptiformes; Oppiidae.